AUGUCUUUAUUUUUAACUGUUAAACCAGCUCCUUCUCUUCCCUUGCACAGUAAAAUCACGGUUUUGCUAUUGGCUAAUUGUUUUGUGUUUUCCCCGUUUUGCCCCCUCAUUCCUUCGGAUCUAACUAUGCAGCUGUUUCUUCUUGAGAGGCAUCUGGUUCAAUUUCAACUGGCUGGUUCGACAGCUUCAGGGGUAAAGAUGGAAGAGCUGGGUUGGUUCUUCGAUGUCUACAUCUGGAGGCUUCGACUUUUUUACAGAGCCAUUUGCCCAUACCAUCAGUUUUGGUUUCCAUUGUUCACCGACUUCCUUGACUUCUUCUUUUUUCGAUUCGAAGAUCAAUCUCCAUCUAAACUCAUCUCCGUCUACUACUCGCCUAGUCUUAGCCUGUAA
This is a messenger RNA of Prunus armeniaca (apricot), 390 nucleotides long. The record is from the annotation of a GenBank genome assembly. Lineage: Eukaryota; Viridiplantae; Streptophyta; Magnoliopsida; Rosales; Rosaceae.